Messenger RNA from Rotaria sordida, 1092 nucleotides. Lineage: Eukaryota; Metazoa; Rotifera; Eurotatoria; Philodinida; Philodinidae. The record is from the annotation of a GenBank genome assembly.
AUGUCAAUUUUAUUUUCUAAAACUGAAAAAGGCAAGCCAGUUCUGAUUGAGAACGGUUUUGAUUAUAUUGAAGAACGUACUCAUGAAAAUAAAGUAUAUUGGCGAUGUACACAAUGCAACAAACAGAAAUGUAAAGCUAGAUUACAUACAACUAAUAACACAAUUUGUCAUCGAGUUGGCGAUCACAAUCACGCGCCCAAUCCGAGCAUAAGUGGAAUUCGUCAAUGUCGUUCUGAAAUUCGUAAUCUUUCUAAAACAACAAUCACGACACAUUCCAUUGUUGCCACAUCAAUUGCCACAGCAUCUACUGCAGUGUUAAGCCAACUUCCACCUAUCAACAACUUAAAGCGUGCCGUCUGUCGACAACGUGCUGCAAAUCUAAAUUUUCCAGCAAAUCCUCGAUCAAUGUCAGAAAUUCAAAUAACUGGUUCAUUUACUCUCACAAAGAAAAAAGAACAAUUUUUACAAUACGACUCAGGAAACCAAGAUUCGAAUCGAUUUUUAAUAUUUGCGACGAAUCAACAACUUGAUCUUCUUCAAUCAUCUACAGACGUGUAUAUGGAUGGCACAUUUAAGGUCGUCCCUGAACUUUUUUACCAAUUGUACUCAAUCCACGGUUCAGUUCAGGGAAGUAUCAUUCCAAUGGCUUAUAUUCUUAUGUCACGUAAGAGCGAAGAAAAUUAUAAAAGAAUUUAUGAUACUAUUAUUUCAUUAAGACCAUUAUUGAAUCCUAGUUCAGUUCUUAUCGAUUUCGAAAAAGGAGCAAUGAAUGCUAUUCGUUCCUGUUGGCCUCACUCAAACGUUAACGAUUGCUUCUUUCACUUGACACAAAACAUUUAUCGACAAGUUCAACAAGCAGGUUUUACAACUAAAUAUGGGAACGAUGAAGAAUACGCACACGCCGUACGCAUGCUUCCAGCAUUAGCUUUUUUGGAAACCAAUGAUAUUCUUUCAACAUUUGAAGAUAUUGGUGAUCUACAAAUUCCAGAUCUCGAUCCACUUUACAAUUAUUUCAAAGAUUAUUAUAUAGAUAAUCCUACAAAUGAUAAUACACAGAAAAUAAAAGCGAUUGCUCAUACAUUCAUGUUAUAA